Asparagus officinalis (garden asparagus) is the source of this 1573-nucleotide messenger RNA. Its product is annotated as subtilisin-like protease SBT1.4. Gene Ontology annotation, biological process: proteolysis. The record is from RefSeq and is a predicted model, not a curated record. The coding region runs from base 380 to 1573 and encodes 397 amino acids. Lineage: Eukaryota; Viridiplantae; Streptophyta; Magnoliopsida; Asparagales; Asparagaceae. Gene Ontology annotation, molecular function: serine-type endopeptidase activity. The transcript is spliced from 4 exons.
UAUCAAUCAUCCAGCUUUUUCCUACAUCACUCUACAAAUUAAAUAUCCCUUAGCUCCUUAAAAAGGGGGGAAAAUAAACAUUAAUCACAACCAUAAACACUUAAAUAUAUAAUGUGCUUAUGCACAUAUUUUCCCUCAACAUCAGCAAUGGAUCCAAGUCAUAAACUCUACUCAAUCUCAACCAUCUCUCUCAUAUUCCUACUAUUGUCCAUUUUUACCUGUCUCUCAUGCCAAGCCUAAAGAAAAGCUAGAGACAUACAUAAUCCAUGUACACAGGUCACCAUCUUUAGCUUCAAUUGCCAGCUUUGAUGAGCAACGAAAAUGGUACAACUCAUUCUUGCCCGUUACAAUUGCAAGCUCAAGCUCUACCGAGCCUCGUAUGAUUUAUUCUUACGAGAACAUCAUCAGCGGAUUUGCUGCAAAAUUGAGCGAAAGAGAGUUGCUCAAGCUAAAGAAGAAAUCUGGCUUGGUUCAUGCCCACAAAGACCGAACAGUCCCUCUGCAUACAACCCACACUCCCAAUUUCUUGGGCCUGCAUCGGCACACUCCAGGCUUCUGGAACGAUUCUAAUUAUGGAAAGGGUGUCAUCAUCGGCAUUUUUUACACAGGAGUAGCACCAGAUCAUCCUUCGUUUCAUGAUGAAGGUAUGCCUCGUCCGCCCGCUAAGUGGAAAAGGGAAUGUGAGUUCAAUGCAUCUCUAAGCAACAACAAGCUCAUCGGUGCGAGAAACUUUGCCCAAGGAUUGAAAGCUAUGCAAAGUUCAGCAGUCAAAGAUGGGCCCUACGAUAACGCUAUAUACAAGGUGUGCAAUGAAGAAGAAUGUGCAAACUCUGAUAUAUUAGCUGGAAUGGAUGCUGCCAUCGAAGAUGGAGUAGAUGUUAUGUCACUCUCCCCUGGAAGUGAUGCUCAACCUUUAGAUAGUGACGUGAUUGCAACCGCCUCAUUUGCAGCGAUCGAGAAGGGCAUUUUCGUAAGUUGUUCAGCUGGAAACUACGGUCCUGCUUAUGGCACCGUCACAAAUGAUGCCCCAUGGAUUCUGACAGUAGGAGCGAGUACUAUAGAUCGAGAGAUUAGAACUACAGUGGAGUUAGGAAGUAAAGCCUGGUUCAAUGGGGAGUCCACUUAUCAACCUAGGGGAUUCAAAUCCAACUUACUUCCCCUUACUGAUGGUUCGUACUGUGUAAAUGGCUCGCUGAGUUGUGUUGACGUUAAGGGAAAAGUUGUCUUGUGGGAUGACGGAAAUAAUGACUGGGUGGAGAAAGGAGAAGUCGUCAAGAAUGCUAGAGGCACCGCCAUGAUUAUUGCCAACCAUCAAGGAGAAGGGGUAACUGUUCCUGCUCUGUCUCAUGUACUCCCAGCUUCUCAUGUUAGCUACACCGACGGAAUGAACAUCAGAUCAUACAUUUAUUCUAACGAGCAACCGAAAACGACAUUCACCUUCGAGGGAACAGUACUUGGAAUAUAUAUAUCCAGCUCCGGUGGUGUUGGGAAUUUAACGCCUAAAUCCCCUAAUGCAACGGAAACGCGGUAUAGAGAACAAGAGCAGAUCCCUAAACUGGGAUUUCUCAAAUAA